GCUCAAGUACAGAGUUGUCUUCGCUUCCCGGAUGUCUUCUGAGGUUGGGGAUGUUCUGUGUAUGUUCUUCUGAUGUUGACAAUUUCAAUUUAUUCAACAGUGACCUAUGUAUACAGUAGCAGAAACAGAGACACAGCACCAGCAGCGUGCACUCAUAGGACAAGGAGGCGUCGUGAUGAGGUAUACGCGGUCAUUGAACUCGGUCUCAGUCGGAGUAGGGCUAGCUAAGCGAAAAUUAUGGGAAAAAGCGCGUGUUGAUUUUUCAAACUGAGGUAAAUUCCCGCACCAAAUUAGUCCAGCUAGUACCUCCUUGGCGUUGCGUUAUUGAUUGAGCGAUUUUUAAUCUUUUGAAAAGUUUUCAAUGCCGAUUCGCACAAGGGCCACCUAUUGCGACUACUUCUCACUCACUCCGUGAUCUUUUUGUGCUACGAAGCAUCCCUUUAACUCCUCCAUCUGACUUCUAGAAGACGAGCAAAAUGCACAUGGCAGAGUCGUGCAAGCUAACACAGCCGACUGUUGUUUGCUUGUGAACACUGACACAAUCGUUGUCAGUGUGGAUUGCCGACUUCGACUAACACGGCUACUCCUGCGCGAUAGCCGUACGAAGGACUAGAUGAACGUUUCCGACAAUGUUGGCUAGCUGCACCUUCAACACAAUUCGUUGACAUCAACAAACGCAGCUGGCCAAGCAGAUUGAUCAGGAGUGUCAUCCGACGCCCGUGAAAGGAGGGUUCAGAAAAAACACGAUAAGGCAGAACCCUACUCAGGCCUAAGGAUUCGAGCAUGAAUAGACGGUAGGAGGCGAGGAGCACAAAAAGAUUUCUUGAGAAUCUUUGUCUACACCACCGGUUGGCGCCACAAGCCUUGCGGCGCUGUAAGCCAGCUGCGCUUUUUGACAGAUCUUGGUGCACUGGGUUUUGGAGCCUGUUAUGAUGGAAAAGGAAAGAGCAGCAUCGAAUAAUAUUUACUAGUCACUCAGCAGCUGGAGACGGAGAGGCCCUUUGCACAAGGGACCUGUGGGUGGUGAAUAAAACAGCGAGACGACGGCGUAGGCGAGCACAACCCACUUCUGCUUUUGUGCCUGUGUGUUGCACCGAGAGAUACACGCAACCCGGUAAAACUGACCGCUACGUUGUCUGCAGCAGCGCUACCCUUUGCAUCGUUUAUCAUCGUCAUCAUCUUUUUCGAGCAAAGAAAGAGGCAAGUCCACGAAGAAAACUACGGCACAAACACGUCGUCUGUCCAGUAGAAGACUUUCUAUCCGCUGCCGCUUUUAGUCAUACUAACAAGGUGCAAAAGCCUUGCCAUCCUCGUCAACAUCUUCAAUCCUGAAAGAUGGUGCUUCCUAUGGGCGGAGGUGGAAUGGGCGCGCCUCGAGGGCCUCCAACAGAGUAUUGUCUCAGCACACUGCCUAAGGUCCGGAUACUGAUUAUCGGCAUAGCGGUGCUCAGCUUCGUACGUAUGGUAACCCAAUCGCAAGUGGAGGGCGUCAUCAUAGACGGUCUUUUCGACCUUCUUACGGUACUUCUUGUUCUCUGCUGUUCGCCAAAUAUGUGGAACAAGAAGCUUUUUCUGUAGAAGUGAAAUUCAAAUUAUAGAUGAUAGCCUGCCAGUGUCCCAUUUGAUACCACUGAAACUAUGAAUGCGGCAUCGCUGAAAUAUCUUGAAACUAGGUAUGAAAUAAUGAAUAUUGAUACAAUCGAACCCUUCACUCAGCCAAUAGCCGGAUACUGCCUUUUCAAGGAUUUGCAAACGAUGAACAGCUGUCUCUGUACCUUCAUGGUUUUUGCGUGGCUCUCAGCGGUGAACGAUAUGAUAUCACUUAUCAUGCGACUCUCGGAGUACAGAGAAAACGCCUUUUGCGCUGAUGGAAACAAACGCGUUGUCGGAAAUAGGUACUUUUGUAAUUUUAUUUGCUAGACUUUUCGCUUCAAGAAGUAGAAGAUACACUUGUUGUAGUUCGUUCUAUAAUUCAUUGAUGGUUUCUAAUCCCCCCCCGUAGACAAAACGUUUACUGGGUAUAUCAUAAUGAAUUCUUUGGCAGUAAGCUGAAUAGUUUCGAAUAGCAUGGACAUUGAUUAUGGGGUAGGUCAGCAAUACAUAUUCAGCAAAAGUUGAGAUCUCUCUUGUCUUCAUACCCACUAGGUUGAUAACAUGCAAUGCGGAUCAACCGGCUUAUACGAGUACCCUAAUCUGCAUCACAAUUCUUCAAGGAUACGCAGGCAUACUAGGUUACCGCAUGCUGAAGUCCGCAACGUACAAAAGAUUUCGUUUUGAGUUUUUCCUUACUUCACAUGGCACAUUGAAAGACAAGAUGGAAAUGUUAUGAUAAAGCUCUGGACUUCUUCUGAUAUUGAGACGUGACGCAGUGACAACUUGCGCAUUCCUUUGAAAACCAAUCGACCGCAGGAUGCAGCAAGCGCAAGACUUCGGUGCAGGAGGCCUGCUCGGUAAUGAUGUGAUGGCGCAGCAAGCAGGGCCGCGAGAGAUGAGGCCAGCCGCGAACCCAGCCUCCUUGGCGCCUCGAGCGCCAGCCCAACCACCUCAAUUCACAGCUUUUGCUGGCACAGGACACCAACUUGGCUCCUGAUGUCGACACACUAUAUAACGAUGAUAAUUGAUGAUCACUAAGGCUAUGCCUCAUCAUCAACGAGGGUCUGUAUGGUCUUCUUCGUUCUUCUCUUGAGAAGCACGGGUUGCGCAAUAAUGUGCUUAUUUAUGAUCUUCAAGCAUUUGUAGCUCGCCCUAUGAAGAUUGAGAUUUAU
Amoebophrya sp. A25 is the source of this 2765-nucleotide messenger RNA. The record is from the annotation of a GenBank genome assembly. Lineage: Eukaryota; Dinophyceae; Syndiniales; Amoebophryaceae.